CGAAAAAUUUUAUUUUUUUUUUUUGAACAAUAAAUAAUUUUUUUCAUCUGGCAAGCCUAUCGUUCGCCCUCUCUCUCUUUUGUAUACAAUAUAUUUGAACAAUGAAGCAUCUCGCAGCUUAUCUUCUUCUUGUUGCUGGUGGUAAUGCCACUCCUUCUAACGAUGAUAUCAAGAAGGUCUUGAGCUCUGUCGGUGUUGAAGUUGACGAAUCUCGUCUCUCUGCCUUGUUGAAGGCUAUGGAAGGCAAGACCGCUGCCGAGGCCAUCGCUGAAGGUUCCUCCAAGCUCGCUUCCGUCUCUGCUGGCCCUGUUGCUGCUGCUGGUGCUGGUGCUGCCGGUGCUGCUGCUUCUGGUGAAGCUGCUGCUGAAGAAGAGAAGGCUGAAGAAAAGGAAGAAUCUGAUGAAGAUAUGGGUUUCGGUCUCUUCGAUUAAGCAAUUUCCAGUCAUCAUUAGUUAAAAUUAUAAACCGUACUUUUUUCCUUUCUUUUACGAGCAAACUACUUUAAAAUAAAGGAGAAAUUUUACUUUAAAAACGCGAAAAUUUACACAUUUACAUCUUGGUGACAAGAAAUGUGCACUUUGAGGAAUGAAGGAAAAAGAGUGGCUUAGAUUCUUAAUAUGUCAAUUGCUUUUAUCAUCUAUAUCAAUAUUGAUAAAAUUAUGAAAAAAAAAAAGAGAGGGGGACAAAUCUAGAAAAAAUUGUAUUCUUUACUUAAUGUAUUAUCGUAGUUUAUACAGUAUCCUUUAACUUGAGUAGUAUACAUUUACAACUCUUACUAAAAAGAUACAAUAUAUAAAGAGAAGUAUAUUGUGGCUUAGCAGUUCAGUGUAGUACGUUAAAUCAUAAUAAAAAGACCUUUUCAAUAAAAUUCUCUGAAAUACA
Molecule: messenger RNA, 882 nt
Organism: Cokeromyces recurvatus
Lineage: Eukaryota; Fungi; Mucoromycota; Mucoromycetes; Mucorales; Mucoraceae
Product: 60s acidic ribosomal protein-domain-containing protein
Exons: 3
Coding region: 102-431 (109 amino acids)
Biological process (GO): cytoplasmic translational elongation
Cellular component (GO): ribosome; cytosolic large ribosomal subunit
Molecular function (GO): structural constituent of ribosome
Source: RefSeq, a predicted model, not a curated record